GGCAAUCUAGUCAGUCUUUGCACGCUUGUUUUGUUUUUCUUGUUGGAUUGUUGAUAACUUUUCAAUGAAAUUUCAUAAAAUCCAACUUACAACAACAUAACAAUGGUUAAAAGUCAGGCCAACCUUUCGUUGGGACGAUCGUUGAUCAAAAGUCAACGUAAUCAAUCGACAUCUGGCCCUCUGAGUGAGCGUCACAGCCAUGAUGAACUGAUCGUCGAAAAAAGCGUCACCGAAAACACUUCUUUGGACGACUUUCUGGCUCAAACCCGAUUGGCCAACAAGCAAUUCACUGCCGAACAGGAAACAAACAUCCGAAUCGUGGACACUAAUGACGGUAGAACGGCUGCAUCAUCUGAUGAAGAUUUCCGUGACCAGUUGCUCAUUCCGAGACGCCCGCAACUAGACCAAGUCGAUUCACCGCAACGAUUAAAAGAGUUGGAGAAUGAGAAUUACCUGAAAUGGCGUCGUCAUCUGGCUCACAUUCAGGAGACAACCGAUGUUGUGCUCACACCGUUUGAAAAGAAUCUGGAAUUCUGGCGUCAACUGUGGCGUGUGAUCGAACGAAGUGACGUACUUGUUCAGAUACUGGAUGCUCGCAACCCACUGCUGUUCUAUUCUGCUGACCUAGACAAGUACAUUGGCGAGGUGGAUCCCGACAAACGCAGUCUGAUCCUGCUGAACAAGGCCGAUUAUCUGAACCGUGAACAGCGUCAGCACUGGUUAGAUCAUUUCGAUUCAAUGGACAUCCAGUGUCUGUUUUUCUCGGCUCUCGAACAACAACAACAACAGGAACAACCCGAUUCGAAUGAAAAACAAGAUAUCUCCUCUGUCCAAAUGGACCAAUUGCAAUUGAAAGAUCGUGAUCGAACAUUGUCGUUGGACUAUCGACAGCUCAUUUCGUUGUUGAAAUCGUAUCGAACGGAUAAACGCCCCUUGACCGUCGGCCUGGUUGGCUUUCCAAACGUCGGCAAAUCGAGCACCAUAAAUGCGCUGAUUAUGAAAGCGAAAAAAGUAUCCGUAUCGGCAACUCCCGGCAAGACAAAACACUUUCAAACAAUCAUUAUCGACGACCAACUCACAAUCUGUGAUUGUCCAGGACUUGUUUUGCCGAAUCUUGUGUCGAACAAAGCCGAACUGAUCAUCAACGGCAUUCUGCCAAUCGAUCAGAUCAAAAACGUGUUUUUGGCCAUCGAAGCCAUCACCAGCAAAGUUCCAGCAGCUGUCUUUGAGUCCAUUUAUGCGAUGAUUCUGUUGAAAAAAACCAACACCACUGAAAACAGUGAGGAUUCUGUUGACGAGCACGUUUCAUCAUUGGAGCUACUCACGGUGUAUGGUUAUAGCCGUGGUUUCAUGACACAACGUGGUCUACCCGACACAUCGAAAGCGGCAAAAUACAUUCUCAAAGAUUUCGUCCAAGGACGAAUCCUGUAUUGCUAUGCACCACCCAACGUGGACCAAAAGCAAUAUCAUCGGUUUGCAGUACCAGAUCGAAUCGUGAAUCGUGGACGACAACAGAUUGCAGACCGGAAAUUGCAACGAGUUUACGAAGGCAAUAAUCUACUCACUAGACAAGAUUUCGAUCAGGAGUUCUUUAGCCACACUAGUACGUCGGGAGUUCACGUCAAAGACAGUAAGCACAGCAAUGCACCGGAUAACCAACCAGCCAAACCAUGGAAAAAUCAUCAACACAAACGCAAUCGGAAGCAAAAGCUACGACGUGUGUAUAGCCAUCUGGAUAACUGAUGAAUGUAAAAAGUGCUUUUUGUCUUUGUCUGUUCUUUCUUUAUUUUAUCACACCAUGUCUCAGUGUACAAUGUACAAUAAAAAAUAUACCCCAUA
Dermatophagoides farinae (American house dust mite) is the source of this 1839-nucleotide messenger RNA. Its product is annotated as nucleostemin 3. Gene Ontology annotation, biological process: ribosomal subunit export from nucleus. The record is from RefSeq and is a predicted model, not a curated record. Gene Ontology annotation, cellular component: cytosol. Gene Ontology annotation, molecular function: GTP binding; GTPase activity. NCBI's taxonomy places the organism in Eukaryota, Metazoa, Arthropoda, Arachnida, Sarcoptiformes, Pyroglyphidae.